Messenger RNA from Suricata suricatta (meerkat), 5250 nucleotides. It is a transcript of the gene ACSL3, whose product is annotated as acyl-CoA synthetase long chain family member 3. NCBI's taxonomy places the organism in Eukaryota, Metazoa, Chordata, Mammalia, Carnivora, Herpestidae. The coding region runs from base 142 to 2304 and encodes 720 amino acids. The transcript has 16 exons. Gene Ontology annotation, biological process: long-chain fatty acid metabolic process; neuron differentiation; long-chain fatty-acyl-CoA metabolic process. Gene Ontology annotation, molecular function: long-chain fatty acid-CoA ligase activity. Gene Ontology annotation, cellular component: plasma membrane; endoplasmic reticulum; lipid droplet. The record is from RefSeq and is a predicted model, not a curated record.
CUCUGAGAUCAAGAGUUGCAUCCUGUACCAACUGAGCUAGCAGGUAUUGGAAACAAAGGCGCAUACCUUGAAGGCAGUAGCACCUCUUCCAUUGUCAACUGAUUCUUACGGAAGUCUGUGGAGUCUCCCCUUUGGGCCCCUAUGAAUAACCACGUAGCUUCAAAACCAGCCACCAUGAAGCUGAAACAGACCAUCAACCCCAUUCUUUUGUAUUUCAUACAUUUUAUGAUAACACUUUAUACUGUUGUAACAUAUAUUCCAUAUUAUUUUUUGUUUGAGACAAGACAAGAAAAAUCAAACCGAAUUAAAGCAAAGCCUGUGAAUUCAAAACCUGAGUCUGCAUACAGAUCCAUUAACAGUUUGGAUGGCUUGGCCUCUGUACUGUACCCUGGAUGUGAUACGCUAGAUAAAGUUUUUAUGUAUGCAAAAAACAAGUUUAAGGACAAAAGACUCUUGGGGACACGUGAAGUUUUAAGUGAGGAAGAUGAAAUACAACCAAAUGGAAAAAUUUUUAAAAAGGUUAUUCUCGGGCACUAUACUUGGCUCUCCUAUGAAGACGUCUUCCUUCGAGCUCUGAACUUUGGAAACGGCUUACAGACGUUGGGUCAGAAACCAAAGACCAACAUUGCCAUCUUCUGCGAAACCAGGGCUGAAUGGAUGAUUGCCGCGCAGGCGUGCUUUAUGUAUAAUUUUCAGCUUGUUACAUUGUAUGCUACUCUGGGAGGCCCGGCCAUCGUGCACGGAUUGAAUGAAACAGAGGUGACCAACAUCAUUACCAGUAAAGAACUCUUGCAAACAAAGUUGAAGGACAUCGUCUCUUUAGUCCCACGCCUGCGGCACGUCAUCACCGUGGACGGGAAGCCUCCGACCUGGUCCGAGUUCCCCAAGGGCGUCAUCGUGCACACCAUGGCCGCCGUCCAGGCCCUGGGCGCCAAGGGGAGCACAGAAAACCAACCUCCGAGCAAACCAGCGCCCUCAGAUAUCGCCGUGAUCAUGUAUACCAGUGGAUCCACAGGACUUCCGAAGGGGGUCAUGAUCUCCCACAGUAACAUCAUUGCCGGGAUAACUGGGAUGGCGGAAAGGAUCCCAGGGCUGGGAGAGGAGGACGUUUACAUCGGCUACCUGCCUCUGGCCCACGUGCUAGAGCUGAGCGCCGAGCUCGUGUGUCUUUCUCACGGAUGCCGCAUCGGCUACUCUGCGCCGCAGACCUUAGCAGACCAGUCUUCGAAAAUAAAGAAGGGAAGCAAAGGGGAUACAACCAUGUUGAAACCAACACUGAUGGCAGCUGUUCCGGAAAUCAUGGAUCGGAUCUACAAAAAUGUCAUGAAUAAAGUGAAUGAAAUGAGUAGUUUCCAGCGCAAUCUCUUUAUUCUGGCCUAUAAUUACAAAAUGGAGCAGAUUUCAAAAGGGCACAGCACCCCUCUGUGUGACAGGUUUAUUUUCCGCAAAGUCCGCGGCUUGCUGGGUGGGAACAUCCGGCUCCUGUUGUGCGGCGGAGCUCCACUGUCUGCAACCACACAGCGCUUCAUGAACAUCUGUUUCUGCUGCCCCGUCGGGCAGGGCUAUGGGCUCACCGAGUCUUCCGGAGCAGGAACGAUUACGGAAGUGUGGGACUACAACACGGGCCGAGUGGGAGCACCAUUAGUUUGCUGUGAAAUCAAGUUGAAGAACUGGGAGGAAGGUGGAUACUUUAACACCGAUAAACCGCACCCCAGGGGUGAAAUUCUUAUUGGUGGCCAAAAUGUGACAAUGGGCUACUACAAAAAUGAAGCAAAAACAAAAGCUGAUUUUUUUGAAGACGAAAAUGGACAGAGGUGGCUCUGUACCGGCGAUGUGGGCGAGUUUGACCCUGACGGUUGUUUAAAGAUUAUCGAUCGUAAAAAGGACCUUGUGAAGCUCCAGGCAGGAGAGUACGUUUCUCUUGGGAAAGUGGAGGCAGCUCUGAAGAACCUGCCGCUCAUAGAUAACAUCUGCGCGUACGCAAACAGUUACCAUUCCUACGUCAUUGGAUUUGUCGUGCCAAAUCAGAAGGAACUCACAGAACUCGCCCGGAAGAAGGGACUGGAGGGGACGUGGGAGGAGCUGUGUAACAGCUGUGAGAUGGAGAACGAGGUGCUCAAAGUGCUUUCCGAAGCUGCUGUCUCAGCAAGUCUAGAAAAAUUUGAAAUUCCAGUAAAAAUUCGUUUGAGCCCUGAACCGUGGACCCCCGAAACUGGUCUGGUGACCGACGCCUUCAAGUUGAAACGCAAAGAGCUUAAGACACAUUACCAGGCGGACAUUGAGCGGAUGUAUGGAAGAAAGUAGCUCUUCCCUCUCGGCCCGGGUUGCUCCAGGAGCUCGGAUCAAAUAGGAAAAUACUUGAAGUGCGUGUCUCCAGUUGUGAGGCAAACCCCACUCUUCAUAUUAGAACCUAAACUGUUACUUCUCAUGACGUCGCCAUUUUUACUGACAGGAUUAGUAAAACGUUAAGACAGCAAACUGGUGUCUGUCUCUUCUUUCUUCCCUCUUUCCAACUUACCUUCCCACCUAGGACUGCACUUGUCAGCAUGAGGACUUUCUGAAUCAUUUUGGGGAACGGUGAUUUUAAGACCUCAAGUUUUUAAACAUGAUUUAUAUGUUCUGUAUAAUGUUGAGUUUGUAACUUUUUAAAGUUUGGAUGUAUAGAGGGAUAAAUAGGAAAUAUAAGACUUGGUUAUUUGGGGGGCUUUUUUACUUACAGUAUUUAAAAACGCAAGGGUAUGGAUGUGAAAUUAUGUAAAUUCAGAUGCUUAUGAAUCGAAUCAUUGUUGAACAAAAGAUUUGUUGCUGUGUAAUUAUUGUCUUGUAUGCAUUUGAGAGAAAUAAAUAUACCUACACUUACGUUUUAAGAAAUUGAGACCUUGUGAAUAUAUGCCUGAUAGCGUCUUCUUUAUAUAUUUAUUUUUUAUUAGGGAAGUUUGGUUGGUGCUGCGUAACAGAAACUCGCACUGGGGCGUUAGGUCAGCGGUGAAGACGGCAGGCACAGCCCCCUCGGAAUGGGCAGGGUCUUCUAGGUGGCUUCGGAAAUAGGAGAUUAUCUAAGCUUUUUUUUUUUUUUUUGAAGCAUUGGUAAAAGUUGGGGUGGAAUUUAAAACACAAAGCAUAGAAAUCUAUUCUUUAUUUCAUCAACCAUAUGUACACUGAGUUGUCUAUAUUUACAACACAUCAAUCCUGGAAAGUUAUUCUAUCCACUCCUGUACUUUUAGUCAAGAUGCGUAAUCCUAUCUCAUUUCAAAAUUAGGAUUUUUUCUCUUGAUCGUUUGCACUGGGAGUGAGUGUGUGUGUGUGUGUGUGUCUGUCUCAGUGACUGUUGGCAGCUUAUUAAAAAAGCACCUUACCCUUUCUGUGAAACAGAAAAUGAAAACAUGUAGAGUGCUUCUGAUAAUUGGCAUUCUUACUAAGAUACAUGAUAAUUUAAUUAACUUUAUACCGAGGUGACUUACGAUUUAAUUUGUAGGUUUUUGUGUGACUGUAGGAGUCAUUUUUGAUUCCAGAAACAAUGCUUGUAUGAUAAGUCUUUUCAUGUAUGUUGCUUGCCUCCUGUUACUUGAGCAUUAUCAAGAGUAAUAUGCAUCAGUGAAGGAAGGUGUGUUCAAAUCAAGACUUAAAAAACAUAGAGACUGUGUUUUUUAUGUCAUAUUGGCUAUUUUCUUGCUUCUCAGUUACUUUAGGCAUCAAAAGACCAAAAAAAAAAAAAAAAAGUUAGGAACGUAGGCCUGUGUAGGAUAGCGGGGUGUUGAGACCCAGGGCCCUAAGACUCAGUCACGUCACAUUCAUGUCCUGUUUGGAGACAUUACAAAACGGUGUUCGGUUUUGAACUUGUCUUGUAUUUGUGUCUCUUUGUAUUAUGUUUGGAGUGCGUUUCUCCUUGUCAUUGUUUAAAUUUUCAUAAACUUUGGGAAACUUGCCAAGAUGUUAAACUACGAAAGAAAUGAAAUGGGACAUAUCAGGAUGUUGUGAUCUAAAAAUGAAGUCGGGGUGCAUGGAGAAUCUUUCUGAUGCCUGAUCUUUAGUAUAACUAUUUGCUUUCAAAUGACUUUUGAGAAGUUGUAUUUAGGAAAAAAGAUGGUGGUUCAAAGGAGAGAGAGCAAUGUAAUUGUCACUUGAAACAGCUUCCAAUGAAUACGCAGCUUACCGCGGGUUCCGAAUAAAAGUUGCUUCUUUUCGGAAGCAUUGAUGAAGGCUGGUUUAAUCUGCAUGAACUUCUAUUUUUCUUAUUUCUUAUAAUUCCUGUGAGUCCUAAAAUGUCCAAUGCCAGGUGUCAAAUCCACAGCAAAAUGUGAAAUUAAGUGAGCAUAAUCUGCUUUCAAAGUACUCUAGGAUGUAUUUUAAAAAUAAUAUAUUUUAAUAUUACCCUUUCAAAAAGAAACGGUUGGUUUGAAAACCAAAACAACGGUAAUUUUAUUAUACAAAAUACCAGCUUAGUCAACAUGCCUGGGAAGAAAAAGUCUGAAGAGUUUCAAAAUAAGUUACUAAAUCCAAUACCUCUGAAAAUAGACUAUAGAUCCUUAAAGAAUGAUUCCAAAGAACUUGUUUUCUGGAAAGAAGUUACAUCAGAAUUCUUCAGCCUUUCCUGUUUGUUACAGUAAGUCGUGCGCUCCCCCCUCGCACGGCGUCCCCACCUCCCCUGCUGGGAUUUUUUUAGCCUCAACUUUAUUAACAAGUUUUUACUGACCACAAAAUAAAACUUAAAGUGGUCUCUACUUUAUAAGUACUGCUUUGUUUUUAAAGAAUGGAUCUGAUAUCCAUGGUGUUCUCUAAAGCCUGCGAUUUUUUCAGCAAUGUUUAAAAAUAGAUUAUCUUGGAAUCACUUUUUGCUGGUAAAAUCAAAAAGUUUUACAGUUUUUAAGCAGUUAUUCCGAUACAACUUUAAAACUUAAAAUCUCUUGAGUUUUCUUUUGUAAGAGAAUUAGGUACUAGGUACAUCUGUGAUGUUCUAAAGGGGACCCACUUUAAGUGUAUACAAAUUGGACACUGAAAUGUAAUGCGUCCUUUCUCUAUACUUGACAGUUGAUUAUUCACUGUGAGUUCAUCUUCUGUGUAUUCUUGUCAUUGCUGUUUUCCACCUGGGGAAGUGUACAUCAUAAAAAGCAACAUGGCCUCGUGGUAGACUAUUCAUUUGUAACUUGACACCAAGUGUGGAGAAUAAAGAUAUGUAAAAAGUUUCUGAUUAUGAAAACUCAAUAUUCUGUUUUAUUCAAAAACUAUAAUAAAGUCAAACGUUAAUUCACA